AUGGGUAUGUCAUUACAAAAGUUGUCGAUAAUAGCAAAACAACGUGACGAUGUAAGGAGAGCAACAUUUAGACGAGCCAUUGCAAUGUUCAGUCGUCACCAGUUCCUCUUCAUUGAUGAAUCCUCAAAGGAUGACAGAACAUUUGUGAGAAAGUACGGUCACAAUUUGAAAGGUACACGUUGUUCAAAAAGGGAUAAUUUUACCCGUGGUACCAGAUUCAGUGUGCUUGCAGCCUUAUCUAUUACUGGUAUCGAGGCUGCUCAUACAAUAGUUGGUGCAUACACUCAAGAGUUGUUUGAAUUUGCUAUGGUAAACUUUGUCAUUCCAAAAGUUGGCUCAUUUGCAAAACAUGAAAAAUGUUCCAUUAUAAUUAUGGAUAAUUGUAACAUUCAUUUUUCUGAGAGAGUGUUCAACCAAAUAAGGGAAAAAGGAGGAAUCGUUAUGUUUUUGCCGUAA
Molecule: messenger RNA, 456 nt
Organism: Dendronephthya gigantea
Lineage: Eukaryota; Metazoa; Cnidaria; Anthozoa; Malacalcyonacea; Nephtheidae
Exons: 3
Coding region: 1-456 (151 amino acids)
Molecular function (GO): nucleic acid binding
Source: RefSeq, a predicted model, not a curated record